AGGCCGGUCCUUAGUUCAGAGCUGCCUAGUCGCCGAGCAGCCAACAUGGGCAAUUUGAAGAGUGUGGGUCAGGAGCCUGGCCCGCCCUGCGGACUGGGCCUGGGCCUGGGGCUGGGACUGUGCAGCAAACAGAGUGGGACGCCAGGACCAGAGAAUGGGGGUCCACCGGUGGCUGACAUCAGCCCUCCGGUAGCCCGGCCACCCGAGGGACCCAAAUUCUCAAGGAUAAAGAACUGGGAAGUAGGAAGCAUCACGUAUGACACCCUGAGUGCCCAAGCACAGCAGGAUGGGCCCUGUACCCCAAGACGCUGCCUGGGCUCCCUUGUGUUUCCAAGGCAACUUCAAAGCCGCCCCACAGAGGGGCCCCUGUCCCCUGGCCAGCUACUCAUCCAGGCCCGAGAUUUCAUUAACCAAUAUUACAGCUCUAUCAAAAGGAGUGGCUCCCCAGCCCACGGACAACGGCUUCGGGAAGUGGAGGCCGAGGUGGCAGCCACAGGCACCUACCAACUCCGGGAGAGUGAGCUUGUGUUUGGGGCUAAGCAGGCCUGGAGAAAUGCCCCACGAUGUGUGGGCAGGAUACAGUGGGGGAAGCUGCAGGUCUUUGAUGCCCGAGAUUGCAGCUCUGCUCAAGAGAUGUUCACCUGCAUCUGCAAUCACAUCAAGUACGCCACCAACAAAGGCAACCUUCGCUCAGCUAUCACAGUGUUCCCACAGCGCUCCCUGGGCAAGGGAGAUUUCCGUAUCUGGAACAGUCAGCUGAUCCGCUAUGCAGGCUACAGGCAGCAAGAUGGCUCUGUCUUAGGGGACCCAGCCAAUGUGGAGAUCACUGAGCUCUGUAUCCAGCAUGGCUGGACCCCAGGGGAUGGACGCUUUGAUGUGCUCCCACUGCUGCUCCAGGCCCCGGAUGAGCCACCUGAACUCUUCCCUCUGCCCCCAGAACUUGUGCUCGAGGUGCCACUGCAACAUCCUACGCUGGAGUGGUUCGAGUCCUUGGGCCUACGUUGGUAUGCACUCCCAGCUGUGUCCAACAUGCUUUUGGAGAUUGGAGGACUGGAGUUCCCCGCAGUGCCUUUCAGUGGCUGGUACAUGAGCAGCGAGAUUGGCAUGCGCAACCUGUGCGACCCUCACCGAUACAACAUCCUUGAGGAUGUGGCCGUCUGCAUGGAACUAGACACCCGGACAACCUCCUCUCUGUGGAAGGACAAGGCAGCUGUGGAGAUCAACCUAGCAGUGCUGCACAGCUACCAACUGGCCAAAGUGACCAUUGUGGAUCACCACGCAGCCACAGCCUCCUUCAUGAAGCACCUGGAGAAUGAACAACGGGCACGAGGCGGCUGCCCUGCUGACUGGGUCUGGAUUGUGCCCCCAAUCUCCGGCAGCCUCACCCCAGUCUUUCACCAGGAGAUGGUUAACUACUUCCUGUCCCCAGCCUUCCGCUAUCAGCCUGACCCGUGGAAGGGGACAACAACAAAAGGAACUGGCAUCACCAGGAAAAAAACCUUUAAGGAAGUGGCCAAUGCAGUGAAGAUUUCAGCUUCCCUGAUGGGCACAGUGAUGGCAAAGCGGGUGAAGGCAACGAUUCUGUAUGGCUCAGAAACUGGUCGGGCCCAGAGCUAUGCUCAGCAGCUGGGGAGGUUGUUCCGGAAAGCCUUUGACCCUCGGGUCCUCUGCAUGGAUGAAUAUGAUGUGGUGUCCCUGGAGCACGAGACCCUGGUCCUGGUGGUCACCAGCACAUUCGGGAAUGGAGACCCUCCAGAAAAUGGAGAGAGGUUUGCAGCCGCCCUGAUGGAAAUGUCUGGUCCCUACAACAGCUCUCCCAGACCAGAGCAGCACAAAAGCUACAAGAUUCGCUUCAACAGCGUCUCCUGCUCAGACACGCUGGUGUCCUCAUGGCGGCGAAAGAGGAAAGAAUCCAGCAACACAGACAGUGCAGGAGCUCUAGGAACUCUAAGGUUCUGUGUGUUUGGCCUUGGCUCCCGGGCCUACCCCCACUUCUGUGCUUUUGCCCGGGCAGUAGAUACACGGCUGGAAGAGCUAGGAGGAGAGAGGCUACUGCAGCUGGGCCAGGGGGAUGAAUUAUGUGGCCAGGAAGAGGCCUUCCAGGGCUGGGCCCAAGCUGCAUUCCAGGCCUCCUGUGAGACCUUCUGUGUGGGCGACGAUGCCAAGGCUGCUGCUCGGGACAUAUUCAGCCCCAAGAGAAGUUGGAAACGCCAAAGAUACCGUCUGAGUGCCCAGCCUGAGGGGCUCCAGCUGCUGCCAGGCCUUAUACAUGUACACAGGCGGAAGAUGUUUCCAGCCACUGUUCUCUCAGUGGAAAACCUGCAGAGCAGCAAGUCAACCCGGGCCACAAUCCUGGUGCGUCUGGCCACAGGAGGGCAGGAGGGCCUGCAGUAUCAGCCCGGGGACCACAUUGGGAUCUGCCCCCCCAACCGGCCUGGCCUAGUGGAAGCCCUCUUGAGCCGUGUAGAGGAUCCACCCCUUCCCAGUGAGCCCAUCGCUGUGGAGCAGCUGGAAAAGGGGAGCCCAGGCAGCCCACCCCCAGGCUGGGUCCGGGACCCCCGGCUGCCCUCGUGCACAUUACAACAGGCUCUCACCUUCUUCCUGGACAUCACCUCCCCACCAGGGCCUCAGCUCCUGCGCCUGCUCAGCACCCUGGCAGAGGAGCCCAGCGAGCAGCAAGAGCUGGAGGCUCUUAGCAAGGAUGCUCGGCGCUAUGAGGAAUGGAAAUGGUUCCGUUGCCCCACCCUCCUGGAGGUGCUGGAGCAGUUCCCAUCGGUGGCGCUGCCAGCACCUCUGCUCCUCACCCAGCUGCCUUUGCUCCAGCCGCGGUACUACUCAGUCAGCUCUGCACCCAGCGCCCACCCUGGGGAGAUCCACCUUACAGUGGCUGUGCUGGCAUACCGGACACAGGAUGGGCUAGGCCCCCUGCACUAUGGGGUGUGCUCCUCGUGGUUAAGUCAGCUCAAGUCUGGAGAUGUGGUACCCUGCUUCAUCAGAGGGGCUCCAUCUUUCCGCCUUCCAUCUGACCCUAAUGUACCCUGUAUUCUUGUGGGACCUGGCACAGGCAUUGCACCAUUCCGUGGAUUCUGGCAGGAGCGGUUACAUGACAUUGAGAACAAAGGAAUGCAUCCUGCCCCUAUGACCUUGGUCUUCGGGUGCCGCUGUUCCCAGCUUGAUCACCUCUACCGAGAAGAGGUGCAGGAUGCCCAGUAUCGAGGAGUCUUUGGCAGAGUCCUUACAGCCUUUUCCAGAGAACCUGACAGCCCCAAGACCUAUGUGCAGGACAUACUGCGGACAGAGCUGGCCUCCGAGGUGCACCGCGUGCUGUGCCUCGAGGGCGGCCACAUGUUCGUCUGCGGUGACGUCACCAUGGCUACCAGCGUCCUGCAGACGGUGCAACGAAUCCUGGCCACGGAGGGCGGAAUGGAGCUGAGCGAGGCCGGGGACGUCAUCGGGGUGCUGCGGGACCAGCAGCGCUACCACGAGGACAUCUUCGGGCUGACGCUGCGCACGCAGGAGGUGACGAACCGCAUUCGCACGCAGAGCUUCUCCCUGCAGGAGCGGCAGGCGCGGGGCGCCGUUCCCUGGGCCCUUAGCGAGCCCACCCCGGAGACCCCUGAGUCCUGAGGGCCUGCCCGCUCCCAUUAAAGUCUCUAGUUUUGAUA
This is a messenger RNA of Phascolarctos cinereus (koala), 3665 nucleotides long. RefSeq names its product nitric oxide synthase 3 (gene NOS3). Gene Ontology annotation, molecular function: FMN binding; calmodulin binding; NADP binding. NCBI's taxonomy places the organism in Eukaryota, Metazoa, Chordata, Mammalia, Diprotodontia, Phascolarctidae. Gene Ontology annotation, biological process: nitric oxide biosynthetic process. The record is from RefSeq and is a predicted model, not a curated record.